Molecule: messenger RNA, 1147 nt
Organism: Beta vulgaris subsp. vulgaris (sugar beet)
Lineage: Eukaryota; Viridiplantae; Streptophyta; Magnoliopsida; Caryophyllales; Amaranthaceae
Product: urease accessory protein G
Exons: 7
Coding region: 117-986 (289 amino acids)
Molecular function (GO): GTPase activity; nickel cation binding
Source: RefSeq, a predicted model, not a curated record
AAAAAAAAAAAAAUCUUUCGCGGAACAAAAAUAUCCAUCGCACAAUACGUUGUGUUUCAACAGUCCCACACUAGUCAACACCUUACACCCCCACUGAAUCAUCAGGAAUAUUCAGGAUGGAUUCCCAAAAUCCGCGCCCUCAUACUGACGAUCAUCACCAUGAUGAUAUUGAUCGCCACCAUCAUCAUCAUCACCAUCAGCAGCAUCAUCAUGCCCACGAGGGCAAAGAAGCAUCAAAUAAAUGGGUGGGUGAAGAUGGAAAAGUAUACCAUAGCCAUGAUGGAUUAGCACCACAUUCCCAUGAACCCAUUUACUCUCCUGGCUAUUUCAGCAGAAGAGCACCUCCUUUGACAACCAGAGAUUUCAAAGAGAGGGCUUUUACUGUUGGUAUUGGAGGUCCGGUUGGAACUGGGAAAACAGCGCUAAUGCUUGCUUUGUGCAAAUUUUUGAGGGACAAAUAUAGUCUUGCUGCUGUUACUAAUGACAUCUUUACAAAGGAAGAUGGAGAGUUCUUAAUAAAGCACGGUGCACUACCAGAGGAAAGAAUACGUGCGGUGGAAACAGGCGGCUGUCCACAUGCUGCUAUUCGUGAAGACAUCAGCAUAAAUCUUGGUCCUCUUGAAGAGCUUUCAAAUCUAUACAAAGCAGACAUACUUCUUUGUGAAUCUGGGGGAGAUAAUUUAGCUGCCAACUUUAGCAGGGAACUGGCAGACUACAUCAUUUACAUUAUAGAUGUAUCUGCUGGAGACAAGAUUCCGCGCAAGGGAGGACCAGGCAUCACACAAGCUGACCUUCUUGUUAUAAACAAGACUGAUCUUGCCCCUGCAGUUGGAGCUGAUUUGGCCGUCAUGGAGAGAGAUGCACUUCGCAUGCGGGAUGGAGGACCAUUUGUCUUUGCUCAGGUGAAGCACGGGUUAGGCGUUGAAGAAAUUAUCAACCACAUUCUGCAGGCCUGGGAAGCGUCAACCGGGCAUAAGCAACACUAGUUUUUCCGACAUGAUCUUUCUUAUGAGUUUUCUAAGAUUUUUCUCUGUGCACAGGAGUUAUGCUUUUUAUUUCUUUGUUUUCUUUUUCUGUGUAGUCUUUUCUUUCAGAAAUCCUAUGAACUGUUUUCUGCUUCGAGUAAUCGUGGUUCAUGCACUCAUCA